Colossoma macropomum (tambaqui) is the source of this 681-nucleotide messenger RNA. RefSeq lists its product as uncharacterized. The transcript has 3 exons. The record is from RefSeq and is a predicted model, not a curated record. NCBI's taxonomy places the organism in Eukaryota, Metazoa, Chordata, Actinopteri, Characiformes, Serrasalmidae. The coding region runs from base 139 to 681 and encodes 180 amino acids.
GAGAGGAAAGAAGAGAGACGGAACAAGAGAGAGAGAGAGGGAGACAUUUGAGAGAGAGCAGUCAAAGCAAGCAGGAGCAAAUCUAGUUUUGUCUUUUUGCUUUCACAUCAAAUAAUCCAUCUAUUUUAUCUCUCUGAGAUGUCAUCUCUUUUAAAAGAAGAGAUGCAGAGAGUUUUAUUCAGACCAGAGAAACGCACACUGGUGGAGUUUAUAGAGAUUGAGGAGGAAAAAAGGGGACGGCAUUUCCUCUGCGUGUCCGUAUCUAAAAAUAAAGAGGUCCAGAUCGCAGUGGUGCAGUGCCAGAAAGCUCGGCCUGCUGACUGUAAAUCCCAGCGUAUUGGCCUGGAGGACAGUUAUGUGAAAACGGAGGUGUGGGCUCUUCAGGAACUGAGGAUUCUGGAUGGGAGAGACCCUGACAUAGAUGACCCUUGUUUCCUGAUGCACUUUGACACAGUGCGUCCUGUGAAAGCAGUGAGCUGUGCUGCAAAGUACUCCCUGGCUCGCUGCCUGGUGUCCCUCAGCGACACACAUCAGCACACUGAGCUACGCCUUCGGAACUUUGACUGGACAUACGUUCAGCCAACGUCCAUAUACUCAAACAGAGGAGACUGCAUGGUCCUGAUGCGAAUUUGCUUCUAUGCCUUCAACCUAGUGUGUCUUUCCUUGUGCCCUGUGCCUUAA